AAGCAAAAGCAUUUCCCACACAACACAAGAAUCUCUCUCCUCCUCUCCCUUUCUCUCCUCUCUCUCUCUCUCUCUCUCUCUCUCUCGGAGCCAGACAACCCUCCGUUGCCCCAGGAACCAGAGAGAAAAACAGCAAAUUUGGCUGAGGGAAAGAGGAGGGUUCUUCAAUCUUCACUCACUGACCAUGGAUUUCUGAUUAGUUAGCCUCAUCAGCUUCAGCUGAUGAUGUUCUGUCUCUGUAGAAUCUGUUGUGAUGGUUGUUGAUGAUUUGGGGUUGCCUGUGUUUCUUGGAAUAAGGUGGAGAAGAAGGAGAAGAAAUGUAAAGCAGACAACCUCAAUUUAUUUAGAUUAGGUUGAGUUGUCUUAGAUCCAGGAAAACCCAAGUUUUGUGUGAAAAAAAGGUUUCACCUUUGUCCGGGUUUCUUGUGAUCUUGUAGGGUUGGUCUCCUUUUUCCUAGGUUGUUUCUCAAGAACCCUUUUUCUUUCUCUUGUUGUAUUUAUAGAAAAAGGUGAGACUGCUGUAAUUUUCAUGUGCUUAUGUGGAUAUCUAAAGGUUGGUGGUGAGGAUAGGGUUUUGGUUUUUCGUGGCUGAUUCUCCGCCAGAAGGGGAAGAGUUUGGUGAGGUAAGAACCCUAUAUAAGAAACUCGAUUCACCGGUGAAGUUCUAUCACUAGGAGCUUAUAGAUCCCUUGUUUCUCAAAAGAUCUGAUUGCCCCAUUUCAUUUUGCUCAUUGUUUUGCGGAAGUGGGGAUAUUGACCGAAAUUAGGAACUUCCCUCCGAUUUGUUGCUAGAAAUUUACCCCAUGUGAUUGAAGGUAAAUGUCAAAUGUUACAAAGAUAAGGAAAUUGAUGGAAGACAUGUCUCCAGCAGUUGCAGUGACUCUUAGUUUAGGUAAUUCGAUAUGUGAUAGUUCUGGAAUUGGAGCCAAUGUGGAGUUCACAUGGCUAAAGCUUGUAACAGACGCGGGAAAUUUGUCUACGGAUUCCUCUAAGGUGGUUUCUUUAGAGUCAGUCUCUUGCAGUAAAGGAAGUUCCGAUGAUAUUGACAGCAAAGUUAGUGUGGUUCCUGUGCCAUCACAAGACGAUGAUGGUGGAAACACUUCUGUUGCUAAUGAUAUCAUGGUUCAAGAAAGUGAGGAAGAGGAAAUCUUAGCCUUUAGAUAUGAUACUAAUGGAAUUGUUGGUGAAGAAUUGUUGACGUUAGAGAUGGGGUCUGCGAUAAGCUUGCCAGAUGCUGUGGAGAUGGGAAAAGUUGGUGAAGGGAAUAUUGUUGCAAAAGCUAUCGUCUUGGUAGAAUCAGCUGUUGGGAAAAUGGCUUCUGGGGUUGUGGCAGCAGUAAGCUCUGCUUCUGAGUUAUCAGAUAAAUCUGAAUUAACAACCUCUACGGUACUUAUCCAGUCAACUGGUGAGAAGGUUGUCAGUAAAGCAGGCAUCCGGAGUGUUUUUGAGCUGAACUGUAUUCCCCUCUGGGGUUCUGUAUCAAUUUGUGGAAGACGAUCUGAAAUGGAAGAUGCAUUUGCAGCUGUUCCUCGGUUUAUCAACAUUCCAAUUAAAAUGCUUGUUGGUAGUCAAGUGUAUAAUGGAAUGAGCCAAAGUUUGACCCACCUAACCAGUCACUUUUUUGGCAUUUACGAUGGCCACGGUGGCCCUCAGGUUGCUAACUAUUGUAGUGAGCGGCUCCAUUUGGCUUUAGCUGAAGAGCUUGGAGGCAUUAAGGAUGACUCGGGUGAUGGGAUUAUGGUAGAAACUCAGCAGGUGCAGUGGGAGAAAGCAUUCACUAAUUGUUUUCAGAGGGUUGAUGAUGAGAUUGGAGGAAAAGUGAGCAGAGGCAUCAUUGAAAGCAACGCUGAUGCUUCUGAAGCUAACUUUGAGCCUGUUGCCCCAGAAACCGUUGGGUCUACAGCUGUCGUUGCGUUAGUUUCGUCAUCCCAUAUUAUAGUUGCAAACUGUGGUGAUUCAAGAGCAGUUCUAUGUCGUGGAAAACAAGCAAUACCAUUAUCAGUCGACCAUAAACCAAACAGAGAAGACGAAUAUGAAAGGAUUGAGGCAUCUGGUGGCAAGGUAAUACAGUGGAAUGGACACCGUGUUUUUGGAGUUCUUGCAAUGUCAAGGUCCAUUGGGGAUAGAUAUUUGAAACCGUGGAUAAUUCCAGAACCAGAAGUCAUGGUUGUCCCUCGAGCUAGAGACGAUGAAUGCCUUAUUUUAGCUAGUGACGGUCUAUGGGAUGUUAUGACGAAUGAGGAAGCUUGUGAAGUGGCUCGAAGACGCAUUCUGCUGUGGCACAAAAAGAACGGGGUUACACCUGUUGCAGAGAGGGGAAAAGGAGUUGAUCCAGCAGCUGGGGAAGCUGCUGCCUACCUUUCAACCCUAGCCCUCCAGAAGGGAAGCAAGGACAAUAUCUCUGUGGUUGUGGUGGACUUGAAAGCUCAAAGGAAGUUCAAGAGCAAAACCUAAAAUUCGGAGGGAACUAUUCACCCCGCGACGAAUGGUUUUGGCUCUCCCCGUACCAUCUGAAAAAUCUGUAGACAGCGUGGUCCAAUCGUUUUCUCGUGGGCUCAAAUGUGUGUACAAGUAUAAAAAUCUGUGUUUACUAUGUACUACUUCUGUAGAAACUGUAACGCAAUGCCAUGUGUUUUUCUGGUUUGUGCCGGAGUUCUAGAUACCGGUUGUGUGAAAAUGUGCUUGCUUUGCGUGUA
Molecule: messenger RNA, 2696 nt
Organism: Pyrus x bretschneideri (Chinese white pear)
Lineage: Eukaryota; Viridiplantae; Streptophyta; Magnoliopsida; Rosales; Rosaceae
Product: protein phosphatase 2C 16
Exons: 5
Coding region: 820-2454 (544 amino acids)
Biological process (GO): protein dephosphorylation
Molecular function (GO): protein serine/threonine phosphatase activity; cation binding
Source: RefSeq, a predicted model, not a curated record